Neoarthrinium moseri is the source of this 2073-nucleotide messenger RNA. RefSeq lists its product as uncharacterized. The record is from RefSeq and is a predicted model, not a curated record. Gene Ontology annotation, cellular component: plasma membrane; growing cell tip; cell division site. The coding region runs from base 1 to 2073 and encodes 690 amino acids. The transcript is spliced from 3 exons. NCBI's taxonomy places the organism in Eukaryota, Fungi, Ascomycota, Sordariomycetes, Amphisphaeriales, Apiosporaceae.
AUGUUGCGCCCGGCGACCCCCCUGGCGAUAUUGCUGUUCGCAGCCUUCGCCUUGCUUCUGCUCUCCGUGCUAUCUACGCCCAUCAUCAAGGCCAUACCCCUGGGCUCUUUCGAGGGUGUCACCUUUGGUGUUUUUGGUCUAUGCCGACGUAACGGAGAAUGCUCUCCGAUAGAGAUAGGCUACGAUACGAGCGAUGUCUUGUCCAGCUCAUUUGACCUGCCCGCCGCGGCACGGACUACUCUGUCAGCCAUCUUGGUUAUCCACCCGGUAGCAUGUCUGUUCACCUUGAUUAUGCUGGUCAUGGCGAUUGCUGCCCAUUUCCAUGGACCUUCGCAUUCCUCACGGUAUCUGCUGGUUCUUUUCAUUUUCGGCAUACUCACCUUCAUAGUCUGCCUCCUCUCCUUCUUGAUUGAUGUUCUACUCUUCGUACCUCACAUGGCCUGGGGAUCGUACAUUGUCUGUGCCGCCACCAUCCUCGUUGCCUUGAGUGGUCUGGUCUCGUGCGCAAUGCGACGUACCGUCGUCAGCAGGAAGGCGAGGAAGAAGCGGAUCGCCGAGAACGCCGAGAUGAGCGGUGAAAACUACUUCAACCGCAACGCUGUUCAAGAUGUCAACGUUGCUUCCUCCACUACCAUGCAGCCUACGGUGCCUAUCGUUAGCGGAGGCAGUGGGCCCGCUGACAACAAACUCCCCAGCUUUGCCACCUAUGAGAAACAGGAAGACCGCAGCAGCGAUGAGCGGGUGCCCCUAACUGCCGUGAGCCCUUCGCAGAGGUCCGCCAACGCCGACAUGAGUUCUGCCGAGGCCACAUAUGUCAACCGGAACAACUCAGCCCACUCGUUGCCGAGGGACCAGUAUGGAAACCCUAUCCAGCCACCACAAGACGCGUACGGCGUCCGCCGGGGGCCUUCGACAGAGCGCAUGAACUCUCGAGGGAGGGGAGGUCUACCGCCCGGUGGUUACCGCGGACGCGGAGGAUACGGGCGAGGAGGUUACGGUUCGGAUUACGGCCCCCCUGUCAAUGGGAGAGGUGGGUACGGCGCCCCGGGCCGAGGCGGAUAUGGUCCUCCUCCAAAUAGAGGAAGAGGAGGCUACGGCCCUCCGAGGGGUGCGUAUGGCCAAGCUGGAAUGAGAGGUGGUCGGCCACCGCCCCCCGGCUAUGGCAACAAUGGCUAUGACCGCCGGCCCCCGCCGCCGGACAUGCAAGGAAACUACGGCCCCCCCAGAAAUGGGUCUCCCGCUCCAGCGGUGCCGUAUGGCGCGAACCCCUCGAUGCCUGGCAUGGCAACUGGAGCAGCGGCCACUGGUGGUUAUGAGGCGUACAACCCUGACCGUGUCAGUGACCUACCGAGAGCUGAAUCUCCUCCACCGUUAUCCGCCACUGAUGUUAUACAACCAGCAGCAGUGGGACAGGCUGUAGAGAUGAAUGCCGCAACUGGCAGCCCGGCUCACCCGCCUCAAGGCUUCGGCCAAUUCCCCAAUCAGCAGCUGAGGGACAGUGAUGCUGAUGUGGCAGGAAUGCUCGCCCUGCAACAAGCCAGAGUGGGCUCACCUCGACGCCAUGAUACUUAUAUGAGCGAGGCGAGCAAGUAUAGUCAGGACGAAAGCUCGUAUGUUCCACCCCGGCAAGCAUGGAAUCAAGGACCUGGCCGCAACUCGCCAAGGAUGCCAUCACCGUUACAGCUUCCGUCUCGCGGCGCUGAAGCCUCAUCAAGCACACCGUCGCCACAACCAGCUCCUGCCCCCACCGGCAACUACUACGAAGAUGUCGAUCCCCGAUUCACCGAGUCAGCCACGCGGCUUCCACUACCAGGUGUAGAUCCUGCAAAUUUUGAGGAACCCCAUCAAGCAGGAGCUAGGAGCCCUGCCGUCUCAGAGAAAUCAACUUUCACCUCGGUGUCACAGAGGCCCGUAAAUCCUCGAUGGAACCCGCCGGGGGGCCCGGUCCCUCGGAGGCCAGUUAACCGGAAUGAAGUGAAUGUUCUUAAUAGCAACCCCGACUUUCAGUUACCGACCGGCCGCAACGGAAACAGUCCACCAGGCAGAGGCCCAGGGCCCUAUCCCGGCGUGUAG